GAUUAUCUAAUAUAAACGAUUUAAUUUACAAAGAAACUUAGAAACAUUAAAGCUACUUCUUUUUCAGGGAAGUUUCUGCUAUUGUAAGUUGUUGAAAGAGAUCCUGGGCAGGAUAAACAUUUGAGUAUUGUUUUAGCACUAUAAGCACAUUCUAAAUUUGGAUCACCCUUGCUCUGAGUGAGUCCUGUUCUUUGUCUCCUGGUCUCCUUGUCAGCAUUUUCAUCCUUCCCAGCACACAUGUGCCAAUUAAAAAGCUCAUCUCCUGUUUGGGGCUGAGUCUGGUAUGGUUUUUCAGCCAGCCCACAUUCACAGUGGAAGAUUACUUUCAUUCUUGGGGAGGGUGACACGGGCAUGAGAGGCUCAGUAUUCAGAUGAAAGGGCCACUUUGGUAUUAUUUAACUGUGUUUUGGCAAGACUCUGGUCAGUGUCUGGUUUCUCUUUGGAGCCAUUUUGCAUUAUAUUACAGUACUCUGACUGUGCUAUGCCAAGGAAAUUAAGAUCAGCUGGAACACUCAGUUGGUCAUUGGCUUGGACUCUUAGGGCACUGGGAACUUGAUGACCUCAUUUAGGCUGAACCUGCCUUUGUCCCCAAAGCAUAAGGGCUCUUUUUACAAAACCACGUCUGCAACUUGGGAAAGAUAUGAGCAAGGUUCAGAGAAAAAUGACUUAAUAGUGGAAGAUAUUUGGGUCAACAUUGAGUGUGGAGUGCAGAAUACAUGCUGACAAUUUAAUUGAGAAAGAUGAAGAGGAGGCACCAAGUCCCUUCAACAUGACCUUAGCCACCACGUCCUGUGAUCUUGGAGGAUCAUUUGAAGAUUGGUUUGUGAUUAAAGUUUACAGUGAGGAUGAAACCAGCAGAGCAUUAGAGGUGCCCAGUGACAUCACAGCCCGCGAUGUUUGCCAGCUGUUGAUCCUGAAGAACCACUAUGUGGACGACAACAGCUGGACCCUUUUUGAGCACCUGUCUCACACAGGUUUAGAAAGAACCGUAGAGGACCACGAGCUGCCGACUGAAGUGCUGUCUCACUGGGGAGUGGAAGAAGACAAUAAGCUGUAUCUUAGAAAGAAUUAUGCCAAAUAUGAAUUUUUUAAGAACCCAAUGUAUUUCUUUCCAGAGCACAUGGUGUCUUUUGCAGCUGAAAUGAAUGGUGACAGAUCCCCUACACAGAUACUGCAGGUGUUUUUAAGCUCCAGCACGUAUCCUGAAAUUCAUGGCUUCUUACAUGCAAAGGAACAGGGAAAGAAGUCUUGGAAAAAAGCUUACUUUUUUCUCAGAAGAUCUGGCUUAUAUUUUUCUACUAAAGGCACAUCCAAGGAACCACGGCAUUUGCAGCUUUUCAGUGAAUUCAGCACUAGUCACGUUUAUAUGUCACUGGCAGGCAAAAAAAAACACGGAGCGCCAACUCCCUAUGGAUUCUGCUUAAAGCCUAACAAAGCAGGAGGGCCCCGGGACCUGAAAAUGCUCUGUGCAGAAGAAGAGCAGAGCAGGACGUGCUGGGUGACCGCCAUUAGACUGCUGAAGUAUGGCAUGCAGCUGUAUCAGAAUUAUAUGCAUCCAUACCAAGGUAGAAGCGCCUGCAAUUCUCAGAGCAUGUCACCCAUGAGAAGCAUAUCAGAGAAUUCCCUAGUAGCAAUGGACUUCUCAGGUCAGAAGAGCAGAGUCAUAGACAACCCCACUGAAGCUCUUUCGGUUGCUGUUGAGGAAGGCCUCGCUUGGAGGAAAAAAGGAUGUUUACGCCUGGGGAAUCACGGAAGCCCCAGUGCCCCCUCUCAGAGCUCUGCUGUGAACAUGGCUCUCCAUCAGUCCCAGCCAUGGUUUCACCACAGAAUUUCCAGAGAUGAGGCUCAGCGGCUGAUCAUUCGGCAGGGGCCUGUGGAUGGAGUUUUCUUGGUACGGGAUAGUCAGAGUAACCCCAGAACUUUUGUACUGUCAAUGAGUCAUGGACAAAAGAUAAAACACUAUCAAAUUAUACCCGUGGAAGAUGAUGGUGAGCUGUUCCAUACUCUGGAUGAUGGCCAUACGAAGUUCACAGACCUCAUCCAGCUGGUGGAGUUCUACCAGCUCAACAGGGGGGUCCUUCCUUGCAAGCUGAAGCAUUACUGUGCUAGGAUGGCUGUUUAGCCAAACUGUGUGUCAUUUGUUAAACUACAGAAGAAGGAUGCAAAGGAGAAUGAUUAGAGAGAGAGAGAGAUCACAAGGCUGACAACAAAUCAUGGUGAAAAGAAGAUUUCACCUGUGGGUUACAAAAAAAAAAUAGGUCACACAUUGCAAAUUAGUGAAAACUUGGAUUCCUAUUACACUCAUGACUUUAAACUUAUUAGUUAAAAUUAAACCUUAUUAAAAAAUA
Messenger RNA from Mus caroli (Ryukyu mouse), 2348 nucleotides. It is a transcript of the gene Grb14, whose product is annotated as growth factor receptor bound protein 14. Lineage: Eukaryota; Metazoa; Chordata; Mammalia; Rodentia; Muridae. The record is from RefSeq and is a predicted model, not a curated record. Gene Ontology annotation, cellular component: plasma membrane; cytoplasm. Gene Ontology annotation, biological process: insulin receptor signaling pathway; negative regulation of insulin receptor signaling pathway.